CUAAGGCAACUACACAAGUGCUGUGUUGUUCUCUGCUAAGUACCUGACACACGAGGAACAAACUCCAAAUAAACAAAACUCUUUAACGCCUACAUGGAAUAAAUGGUUUGAUAUUUGAAACAGACUGUAUGUCUAGCGUAAAAACAUUACUCACCUAGCUAGUUAUUGGCGCAUCUCUAACGUUACUUCCUCCUGCACAUCCCGGUGUCUUCCCACUUUGAGCUAACGUCACACUACCGGGGAGGUGUGCCUCCGGCUGCAGUAACGUUUCAGGUGACGUGAUGCCUCAGAAUGGAAUGAAUUAUGAGGGUAGAAGAGGAAGGACGCGUCACAACACCUAUAAAGCCAACGGUCAGGUUCCAGGCACAGGUAUGGUUAAUGGAGCUGUUGUUCAAAAUGGCUGCCCAGCUGAUGCCUCUGGAACCAGUGAGAGAAAUCCAGCUGGCACACUGAAUGGAGCCAAACCACAUUGCAUGGUUGAUGGUUAUAUUAACCAGAGAUACAAAGGCUGGAGUAGAGGAGCAGCACCCCCACAGACAAUCAGGAGACGUGGAAGCACAAUUUCAGCUGUCACUGAUGCCUCAGCAGCUGGCAGGGUCCGCAGUGCAGGAACUCCAGGUGGUAUCUCAGAGAAUGGGGCCACAGGUCUUGACACUAAUACUUUGCCAUGUAAUUCUGACCAAAUGGCACCACAGCGCAGCAAGUCAGCAGCAGCAAAGAUCCAGAGAAGAAGGAUGAAAUUCAGACAUAAAAAGAGAGACACUGAAUUUGUCCGUCCGGUGUACCCUACUCGCCCGUUGAUGCCUCCACAAGAGAAGGAAGACUGGGAAAAUGAGAUCCAAGAGGUCACAAAGACUGACUGGGGAAAAUUCUGUUUCGGAGUCACCCCCUACGGCUUCUCUCACAGAAAGCCAUUUCUACUCAGGCUGACGUUGGCUUUCAAAGUUGUUCCUAGGAUUGAGGUCAUAACAAGCACAACUGUUCUACUGGUGUUCUGUGCCUCCUCCAGGUCCACAAGAUGUUCUCCAUUUUGAUUUGCGCGAUUUGACACUUAAGCAGAGGGACACUGUUGACCUGCCGGUGACAGCCAAUUACAGCCCAGCCGUACACCACCCUCACCCUGUGAAAUGGUCCUGCUACAGCAUUCCCACGGAGACGGACCAGUUUGCAGACGCUGACGAGUAAGCCAGACGCAUGUUAUGUUAAAGGAUUGGUAGAAAUCAGUGUUCACAUACCAAAAGUAACUAAGGGGUUCUGCUGUGAAUCGGGUCUAGCCUUUAUUGUUACUGUGCAGAUUUGGGCUCCUGGAUAGUACCCAGGCUUAGUUUAGUCAGCAUGAGUAUUCCACCUCUAAAACAUUAUUGGGCAUUUUUUAAUUUAAAACUUCUCUUGGUUAAUGCUAUCUCGGGUCAAAGAUUAUAGGUAGAGCCCAGGUUGCAAUCAGGAUGUUUUUAUUUUGUAUUUUCUAUUCAGAUUUUAUAUUGCAACAUAUUAAUUUGUCAGGCUUUUGUGAUCUUAAGGAAUGUUUUUAGAUAAAUUGCCAUACUUUGCUGUUGAACUGCUUCAGUGACUAUUACUAAAAAAUGGACAUGCAUUUACUGUUCUUCCAUUUCACAUCUUCAUCAUUUUGCUAGUAUUCCCAAAAACUUUUUUCAGUUGUAUAUUCUGUGUUUUGUAAUGCCUGAAAUGGGCAUACUGUUGGCGUUAUAAGUUGCUCUUUUGAGCAAUCAAUUCUAUUGUUUAUCAAUUGCAUGUUCACAACCAACCCAUAAAGCAACUAUUUUAAUUUGGCGCCAACCUAAUCAAGAAAUUAUGGUUGGAUUAUGUAACACCAAUAAAUUGUUAUUAGCCCUAACAGACUUUCAUUUUCACAAUCACAAUAAAUCAACUUU
This is a messenger RNA of Etheostoma cragini (Arkansas darter), 1892 nucleotides long. RefSeq lists its product as uncharacterized. The coding region runs from base 282 to 1034 and encodes 250 amino acids. The transcript is spliced from 4 exons. NCBI's taxonomy places the organism in Eukaryota, Metazoa, Chordata, Actinopteri, Perciformes, Percidae. The record is from RefSeq and is a predicted model, not a curated record.